Oikopleura dioica is the source of this 1002-nucleotide messenger RNA. NCBI's taxonomy places the organism in Eukaryota, Metazoa, Chordata, Appendicularia, Copelata, Oikopleuridae. The record is from the annotation of a GenBank genome assembly.
AUGGACUUUGAUGAGAGCUGUCGCCCUGGAAUACCAUCCGCUCCAAGAGCACUCAGAUUUGAGCUGAAAGAUGGAUACGAUUUCAAACAUAAAAGUGCUCUUCUUAGAUGGUGGCCCAGUCAAGUGUUCGACGAAAAUGGAAAUACCAGUCAAGAGCACUCCAUCAUUGGUUACAGGAUUUACGUCAAUGGCCUUCCCAAAGGCAUGGUCAAGGCUCAUAAAAAUCGCGCUCUUGUGGAAGGCAUGAGGAUUCAGAACGAGUACAAAAUUACCGUCGUUGCGAUCGGAAGUCUCGGAGACUCAAAUCACUCGAACGCUGCAAUUAUCUACGUCCCCAACACCGAAAUCCUGGCUUCAAGCUCUUCAAACAAAACUGAGGGGAAAAAAGAAGCAUCCAAAUCCGGAAAGAAGAAAACUAACGAUAAGGAAGGAGCUGGAAAUCCAGAAAAUCCAAAGAAUGACACGCUAAAUGAAGUGCUUGACAAGGCGCAAGAGGUACUUGAAAAAGUCGCGCAGUCGCAGGAGGCCGGAAAUGCGUCGCGCGAAAGUUCAGAAUCAAAUAGAGAUCCCGAUUUUGACUCGAAAGAAAACACAUUCCCUGGCGCGAACGAGACAGUUUCGACCACGUGCCCUGAGAAAUACAAGAUGAGUACGAAGGUUCAAGUAGAAAGCAUCGAAGACAUCAUCAAAAAAGCAAAGGAAAACUUCAAGGAUUCUCGUAGUGAGGAAAUACUGAAAACGUCGACAGAAGAUUUGAGACAAUCAUCAGAUCUGGACAAAGAAGACAAAAGCGGAGACGAAGAAGAUUAUUCAAAGCUGCUAAAGGACCUUGACGAGGAAGAUGAUGACGACAUCGUCGCCAAAGUCCUAAAACGCUACGGUCUCAAUAAACACGAUUUCGACUAUGCGCUGCCUUCGAAUACUGAGGAAGCGAAAAACGAAGAACCUCAAGUUUCAAGUUUUAGAAAUUAUAUGCCAGUACAUGAAAUAUCGCUUGACUGA